Messenger RNA from Prunus armeniaca (apricot), 606 nucleotides. The record is from the annotation of a GenBank genome assembly. Lineage: Eukaryota; Viridiplantae; Streptophyta; Magnoliopsida; Rosales; Rosaceae.
AUGGCUUUAUUGGAGAAGGAGAAAGAUGCCCUUUCAAUUGAAGCUAAUCGUGCAUCUCAUUUUGGUAUUUCCGCCUGGGUUCAAAAUACCCCCGAACCGGGGGAAGAAGGAAAUUCGCAGCCUUCUCAGGGAGUCGGGCAGCGGCUUCCUGGUUCGCCGCUCGAAAUCUCUUCCCCGGGCAUAAGCGGGGAGUCUCUCUUUAGAGACUCGGUGGAACAGCCCGGGGGGGAGCCCGCCCCUUCUGAGGCUGCGCCGCCCGCGAAUCCAGGAGGUUCCCGGGAAGCUGUACCGCCCGCGAAUCCAGCGGGUUCCCAGGAAGCUGGGCCGUCCAACCAAGGCCCCGCUCCCUAUCCGUAUCAACCAGAUCAGGUGAUAGGGGGCGAUAGUGUCGAGACCAUAAAGAGGCGACUCUUGUCGGGGCACGAGGCUGACCUACGAGGUCUGCGAAGAUUCUCGGGGAAAUGUCACGCCUCGACCCAGAAGGGCCUUGGUUGGAACGCGGUGCUCGGGCGCUCGAUAACCCCCGGGGGAGGAGUCCCUCGAGAGGCUUUUCGCGAUAUUGGACGCACUCCGGGAGGGCGGACGCCAGUCGGAGGCGUUCGCUAA